This is a messenger RNA of Ostreococcus tauri, 5223 nucleotides long. Its product is annotated as Voltage-dependent calcium channel, alpha-1 subunit. Gene Ontology annotation, cellular component: voltage-gated sodium channel complex; voltage-gated calcium channel complex; plasma membrane. The transcript has a single exon. The coding region runs from base 1 to 5223 and encodes 1740 amino acids. Gene Ontology annotation, molecular function: calcium ion binding; voltage-gated sodium channel activity; voltage-gated calcium channel activity. Gene Ontology annotation, biological process: calcium ion transmembrane transport. Lineage: Eukaryota; Viridiplantae; Chlorophyta; Mamiellophyceae; Mamiellales; Bathycoccaceae. The record is from RefSeq and is a predicted model, not a curated record.
AUGGCGACGGCGACGGCGCGGACGAGCGAUUCGCACGCGUUAGGGGGGGUGUGGCGACGCCUGGGGGGGGGGGUGCGGGGGAUCGUGACGUCGGUGCGGGGCGCGGAUGCGGGCGGGAGACGCCCGAGCGAAGCGCGCGCGGAGGAGAGCGAGGACGAGAAGAGCGGUGCGGAGAGCGACGCGGACGAUGAAAAGGACGCGCCGUGGAGAAGCUUCGCGCGUAGGUCGGCGGUGCGGACGCAGAGGGGAGACGGGGAGGGAGGAAACGGCGACGCGCGGCGGCCGUCGACGGAUACGAGCGUACUGGACAUUUAUCAUCGACUGGGCGAACACACGACGAGUGGGAGGGAGCGCUCGGCGCGAUUGCAAGAAGUUCGCGCGGAGGUCUCGGAGAGCGACGAGGAAGGGACGACGAGCGAAUCAGAGCGCACGUUUGGGAAGAACUACUUUGUCGAGAAGUCGUUCGGCGUGUUCCGGGAAGACAAUCCGCUUCGAAAGCUGUGCGUCGUCAUCGUGAAGAUGAGUUAUUUCGAUGCAUUCAUCCUGUUUGUCAUCGCCGCUAACACGAUUAUGCUCUGCUUGGACGAUCCGUCGACCAUGGACGGUCGAGGGUGCGGGUUGAGCAAAAAGGGAGACAUGGAAAAGGCUAACGAAAUAGCAGAGAUCAUCUUCACGGUGAUUUUCUCGCUCGAGGCAGUGAUAAAGAUGAUGGCGUACGGGGUGUACGGCCCGUGGAAAGCAAAGAAGUCUGGCGCGUACCUGCGAGAUUCGUGGAACGUCGUGGAUUUCGCUAUCGUCGUAGUAUCCAUCCUCGCCAUCUUGCCUGGGGAUAACAGUUCGAACUUGUCUACUCUGCGAGCGAUACGGAUUAUACGUCCUCUGCGAACGAUCAGCAUGUUUCCUUCGCUCCGCUUACUCAUAGAGACAAUGUUGAAGGCUUUUCGGCCUCUAGGCAACGUUGUGUUCUUCUUCUUGUUGUUCUUCUGCGUUUUUGGCAUCAUCGGCGUGCAGUUCUUCGCCGGCAAGCUUAAGUACCGGUGCUACGACAUACUACCCUCGGGCAUGUCGUGCUCGGCUUAUACAGCUCAGUCCGUUGCCGCAUGUUUCGAACGUGCUGGUGGUAGCGCCGUUCUACUGAGUUCGAAGGAAGAUCAGGUAUGCUCAACAGGGAAACAUGGUUUGUGGAAGUGCGGUGCAGCCCAGGAGUGCUUGGCGUACGCGAAUCCAGAUUAUGGUUUCAUAAGCUUCGACAACAUCGCUUGGGUUGGUCUUAUUCUGUUUCAGACCGUUACUCUCGAGUAUUGGACACCGGUACUUGAAUACUUGAUGGAUGCCGUGACGCCUGCGGCGGUCGUGUGGUUCAUUCCGGUCAUUUUCAUUGGCUCUUUUGUCAUAUUGAAUCUAGCGCUUGCCAUCGUCACCAUGGUUUACGAUGACGCUCUCAUGGUUGAAUUGCAAAAAGUCGAGUCCGACGCUUUGCAACACAAGUUUAGCUCAGGCCUCGAAAGAAUGGUCAAGGCGCUGACCCACUCCGUGAGUGUGUCGUCUGUUGACACGAUGGAUACAGCGCAAACUGAGAACAUCUUCAUACGAUGGCGCAAGAGGUUCAGACACUGGUACAAUGAAAGUGUACAGCCGCGAGCUUUGAAGAUCGUGGAGAGUGAAAUAUUUUUCUUGUCCAUAAAUGCAAUCAUUUUACUCAACACUCUGACGCUAGCGAUGGAGUACGACGGGAUGUCGGAUUCAUAUGCGACGGCGUUAGAACGGACAAACUUGGCCUUCACGGCUGUAUUUAUGCUUGAGAUGAUUCUCAAAAUCACGGCAUUCGGAGUCGUGUUAUAUGUUCAGGAUCGAAUGAAUUGGUUGGACGCCGCGAUUGUCAUUAUCUCCGCCAUCGAGCUGGGCUUGAAUAACGGUGACGGCAAAUCACGAUUUACUGUGCUUCGAGCGCUCAGGGUCUUCAGAAUUCUCAAACUAGUUCGAACGUGGGAGUCAUUGCAAAAAACCUUACAGACGAUGUGGACCACGGUGCUAGAUUUGCGUAGCUUUGUCGUUAUCUUGGCGCUGUUCGUACUCAUUUUCGCACUGGUCGGUAUGCAGCUGUUUGGUGGCCAUUAUUGUGAGAUUGAUCCCAAGCCACGAUCAAACUUCGAUACAUUCAACAACGCGGUCGUGACGGUACUGCAAAUCAUCAAUCACGAAGAUUGGCCGCUGGUAUUGUAUGAUACUAUGAAGGUAGUGUCGAAAUUUUCCGUCAUCUACUUCGUCGUGGUGCUCGUUUUUGGUGAUUUCAUUGUUCUCAACUCGCUUAUUGUCAUCUUGUUGAGUAACUUUGACGAUCGCAAGGCGACGCUCCAGGCGGAGCUCGAGCAACAGCGGAAAGAAAAGGAGGCAAAGAAGAAGGGCAACAUGUUUAGUUUGUUCCAAGGCAUUCGUUUUGCUAGAUCGGAUAGCGCUCGCAGUGGGGAGUCACGAGAUAGUGCAGAUGGUGGUGACAAACUGAGGGAGAAGUUUGCGUCGAUGGCACACGAACUCCUCAAGCGAGAAAAGCGCAAAUCUGCAGCCAGGGCUGAGGAUCUGCGCAUGGAAAAAUUGAAGAAGAUGAUCGAAGAGCAAACUGCUCAACAGGAAGCGAUGAACGAAGUGCUAAAGAACCCGAGAAAGAUACUUAAAAGAGAGCGGCAACCGGGUGCGAUGAGCUCGGUUCCUCUUGAGAAGUUCAAACAUAACAGCUUUUUUUGUAUCUUUCCGCCAAAUAACCAGUUCAGGCGAGCUUGCUUUACGAUAGCGGAUGAUAAACGGUUCGAUUGGCUCGUCAUCUUAGUUAUUGUCGCUUCGAGUAUUACGAUGAUCUUUGAGACACCAAAGAACAUGGAGAACGACUCGUUUGCGAAGUACGCGGACAUCAUUGAUUACUGUUUUACGAGCGCGUUUGUGGCAGAGAUGUUGAUGAAGUGGAUCGCUUUGGGAAUGUACAAUGGCGAUAAGUGCUCGUAUCUAAAGAAUCCAUGGAAUGUGCUAGAUGGUACCAUCGUAGCAAUUGGUUUGCUUGGAAUGGGACUCGGAUCAUCGACUGAUUUGCAAUGGAUUCGUGCACUGCGGACGCUGCGCGUCUUGCGCCCUCUACGCCUCAUCGGGCGCAUACAAGGAUUAAAAGUAGUCAUCAACGCACUACUCGCGUCACUUCCGAGUCUCGGCUACGUUCUCCUCGUAUCAUUCAUCGUGUGGAUCAUAUUUGCCAUUGCUGGAAUGUCUCUAUUCAUGGGGAAGUUCAAGAGUUGUUCUGAUGCCACAAAGCUCACUCAGGCAGACUGUGUGAGCGGCUGGGUAAAUUCCACGAACGUCGCAAGGGUGUGGGACGUGAUCACUUCCACGUGCAAUGACGUUAGCGUUUCGAUUCAGAGUUUGUGCACGGGUACAUUCAACGACAAUACGUACGUGAUACGCAAAUGGGAAAGCGCGGACAGUACGUUUGACUCUUUCCCCGAAGCGUUGCUGACUCUUUUUGAAACCACGGCGGGUGAGGGCUGGACGGUGACGUUGUACAACGCUGUAGAUGCCACAACACCGACCUCGGCUCCUGUGAGGAAUAAAAAUCCCUUGGCGGCGUGGUAUUUCAUCACCUUCAUCAUCUUUUCGAACUUCUUCUUGCUCAAUAUGUGUAUCGGUAUCGUCAUCGAUACAUUCAUGAAGAUUUCGACUUCUUCGAUGACGCGCACCAUAAUGAGCGAGUCGCAAUCGAAGUGGGUCGCUCAACAACGUGCCAAAAGAUUUUCGACGCAAACUUCUUUCUUUCAAAAGUUGCCGACGGUGGAAUGGCGCAGAAAACUCUACAUAGUCGUGAGGCACAGGUUGUUCGAAACUUUCAUCAUGAUCACGAUCGCACUGAAUACGCUUGUGUUAAUGACAGAAACCUCUCAUGACGGCGGCGACAAACAGGCGGUGUUAGGCGUACUGAAUUAUGUCUUCACAGCAAUCUUCUCCAUAGAGGCAAUUUUGAAGCUAAGCGCGUUCUAUCCAAAGGUAUAUUUUGAGUCCUGGUGGAACUGCUUCGAUUUCAUCAUAGUUGUGACAUCGAUAAUGGGCGCAGUCAUGGAUUCGGGAACUGGGUCGAGCGCGUUCCGCGCUCUGCGCAUUUGUCGUGUCUUCCGCAUGUUCAAACAGUGGAAAUCGCUGAACACUCUGUUUAAUACACUCGUCAUGACGCUACCCGCACUCGGAAAUAUAGCGCUCCUGUUGGCGUUGUUGUUCUUCAUUUACGCUAUUCUGGGCAUGCAAGUGUUCGGGCGAGUUGCGUAUGGCGAGGCGCUGAACCGUCACAGCAACUUUAAGGAUUUCGGACACUCCCUCUUGACGCUUCUACGCAUGAUGACGGGCGAGGGCUGGCAAGAAAUCAUGUAUGACUGUAUGAACCAAGACGCAUGCGAUAGUUCGUUCGACUGCACCGUGGGAAGCUGCUGCGGUACGAAGGCGGCACCGGCGUAUUUUGUCACCUUCGUGGCGUUCACAACGUUCAUCAUUCUGAACUUGCUCAUCGCCGUCGUCUUGGAUAAUUUCGCGAUGAGUCGCAAGGAGUCUGAGAAUCAAAACGUCACGAAUGGAGAUAUCAAGGCGUUCCGCAAGGUAUGGAAGCGAUUCGAUCCCGAUUUGACGGGCUUUAUUUCCACCACGGACGUGCACGUCAUCGUUCGCGCCACACCCAAGCCGCUGGGGACGAAGGGGCAGCGUAUGUCCGAUUUCGCCAUGCUGAGCUUCGUGCGCGACCUGAACUUACAAGCAGGAUCGAGGUUCGUGCACUACACCGAACUUCUCCAGGCCUUAACGGCCAAAGCUAUGGGAGUGAACUUGAACUAUCUCCCGCUCGAGAUUCGCAAAGAGCUCGAAUCCGACCGCUCACACUCGAAGCAUGCGUCGCUCACCAAGCUCCGCGCGCGUGUGAGACGACGCGCGAGCGUCGCGACCCUCGGCGGCAUUGCUCAAGUUCCAACGGCGCCAUCGGAUGAGAGCGACUCCGCAUUUGACGUCACCGAGCGCGAACGCGAGAUUGCGGACGAGAUCUCGCACUCCGAGUGCCUCGACCUCGACGGACGUCCGAUUUCUCUCAGCGUCAUGCUCGUUGUCCUCAAACUCCAGCGCACCUUUCGCGCCAGGCAAGCGGCCAAGUCAACGCGCGUUGACCGAACGACGGCCAACUGGUCGCGACAGCUCAGCAGGCGAUCGUAA